AUGAAUUAUGGCUGGAAUGAAAGAGAGCGGACAACGGCUUUUGUGGUAGCUUUACGAGGGUCAGCAGCAGAAGUUUUCCAAACGAUUCCAGCUGAGAACCAUUCCAACUAUGAAGUCCUGCGACCUGGAGAGUCAAUAAAGCAGCUGGCACAGGAUAUUGAACAGUUGACUCUGCUGUCAAACCCUACGUACGACCCACAACACAGAAAAGAAACUGCAUUGAAAACGUUUGUAAUAGCUGUUCUAGAUUCAGAUCUUAGACAAACUCUCAAACUAGCGGACAAACGCAACCUCAACGACGCCGUUGCAUACCGUCUUAUAUUUGAAAUGGUUCUAGAACAGAAUGCUGGAAUUGUGGAGAAAAAGGACAUCUACGGUGGGAUUGUAAACAACGCCUUAGAAGCAAUAACUGUCAAUGUGCAGCAACAUGGCACAAACGAAUUGUUUCUAUUCUUAGACGCAUCGGACGUAAAGUAUGAUUCGAUAGUUCUAAAUGAAGUAAAUCCUAAAAACAUUAAAAAUUCCUCAUGGAACAUUAACGAAUUUAAUUUGCCAGGAUAUGGUUGCUUGGUAUCAAAUUUCUGUAAAGCAGACAGCAAAUAUUUUUUCAAAAAUGGGAAUCCGUCUGACGCAGAAUCUGAUAACAUUACCGAACUUGAACCUUUCAGAAAAUUCCGCGCUUUUAGAAUGUGA
This is a messenger RNA of Helobdella robusta, 693 nucleotides long. RefSeq lists its product as hypothetical. The transcript has 6 exons. Bases 1 to 693 code for a protein of 230 amino acids. The record is from RefSeq and is a predicted model, not a curated record. NCBI's taxonomy places the organism in Eukaryota, Metazoa, Annelida, Clitellata, Rhynchobdellida, Glossiphoniidae.